This is a messenger RNA of Recurvomyces mirabilis, 3501 nucleotides long. RefSeq names its product carbamoyl-phosphate synthase (glutamine-hydrolyzing) cpa2 (gene CPA2). The transcript has 3 exons. The record is from RefSeq and is a predicted model, not a curated record. Gene Ontology annotation, cellular component: cytoplasm. Lineage: Eukaryota; Fungi; Ascomycota; Dothideomycetes; Mycosphaerellales; Teratosphaeriaceae. The coding region runs from base 1 to 3501 and encodes 1166 amino acids. Gene Ontology annotation, molecular function: ATP binding; metal ion binding; carbamoyl-phosphate synthase (glutamine-hydrolyzing) activity.
AUGGCUCUCAGCGGGUGUAUUUCCCGACAGUUGCGCCAUGGGAUGCUUAAUAUGAGCAAAGGAAGGCUGCCUCAGACUGCGGGACGAACAUUUGUUUCACAGAGGAAGCCACUGUUGAACCCCAUGAGCCCAGUCACACGACAAAUCCGCAGCCUCACACAGUCUACGGCAGGUGCAGCGGCAGCAUCGCCACAGCUGGCACCGAAUGCGCAGGCAUAUCUGGCUAGUGGAGCUGUGGACACUACCAAGAAGAAGACGAAUGUAAAGAAAGUGCUGGUGAUUGGAUCUGGAGGAUUGGCGAUUGGACAAGCUGGAGAGUUCGACUAUUCCGGAUCUCAGGCACUGAAGGCGUUGAAGGAGGAGGGAGUGCAGUCCAUCCUGAUCAACCCGAACAUUGCUACGAUUCAGACGGCUCACGUGCUGGCGGAUGAAGUCUACUACCUGCCAGUCACUGUGGAGUACGUCAGACAUGUGAUUGAGCGCGAGCGACCUGAUGGCAUCUUCCUCUCUUUCGGUGGGCAGACUGCAUUGAAUCUUGGCGUCAAUUUGGAAAAGAUGGGCAUUCUGGAAGAGUUUGGUGUGCAAGUCCUCGGUACCAGUGUCAAAACUCUGGAGACCAGCGAGGACCGAGACAUGUUUGCCACAGCUCUCAAGGAGAUCGAUAUCCCAAUCGCUGAAAGUAUCGCCGUCAAGACCAUCGACGACGCGCUUUCUGCAGCCGAGACAGUCGGGUACCCUGUCAUUGUUCGUGCAGCGUAUGCACUUGGUGGCCUGGGCUCUGGCUUCGCGGACAACGCAGAAGAGCUCCGUAAUCUUUCCGCCCGUUCGCUUACUCUUUCGCCUCAGAUCUUGGUAGAGAAGUCUCUCAAGGGCUGGAAAGAGGCCGAGUACGAAGUCGUUCGAGAUGGCAACGAUAACUGUAUCACUGUCUGCAACAUGGAGAACUUCGACCCUCUUGGAGUUCACACCGGUGACAGCAUUGUCGUCUCACCGUCUCAGACCUUUAGCGACGAGGAGUACCAUAUGCUCCGCACUGCAUCUAUCAAGAUCGUCCGUCAUCUUGGUGUCGUUGGUGAAUGCAACGUUCAGUACGCUCUACAGCCUGAUGGUCUUGACUACCGUGUCAUCGAAGUCAACGCUCGUUUGUCUCGAUCUUCUGCUCUUGCUUCUAAGGCUACCGGCUACCCGCUCGCGUACACUGCCGCCAAGAUCGGCCUCGGAUACGAUCUUCCUGACCUUGUCAACGCUGUCACCAAGACUACCACGGCCAACUUCGAGCCCUCGCUGGAUUAUGUAGUCACGAAGAUCCCUCGAUGGGAUCUGGCGAAGUUCCAGAAUGUCGACCGUUCCAUCGGCUCAUCCAUGAAGUCUGUCGGAGAAGUCAUGGCCAUUGGCCGUGUCUUCGAAGAGAGCUUCCAAAAGGCCAUCCGACAAGUCGAUCCGAAAUUCCAUGGCCUACAGGGCGACCACUUCGAAGACUUGGACGACGUCCUGAAAAAUCCUACUGACCGUCGCUGGCUUGCUGUUGGUCAAGCUAUGCUCCACGAAGGCUACACUGUCGACCGCGUCCACGAACUGAGCAAAAUCGAUAAAUGGUUCCUGUACAAAAUCCAGAACAUCGUCGACUGCACUCACGAACUCGAAGCCAUUGGAUCGCUCUUCGGCGUCAAGAAGGAGUUGAUGCUCAAGGCCAAGAAGCUUGGCUUCAGUGACAUACAGAUUGCGAAAGCUGUCAAUUGUACUGAAGAAGAGGUUCGUGCUCGUCGGAAGAACUUCGGUAUUCGUCCUUGGGUCAAGAAGAUCGAUACUCUUGCUGCUGAGUUCCCGGCUGAGACAAAUUAUCUUUAUACGACAUAUAACGCUUCGAGCCAUGAUGUCGAGUUCAAGGAUCAUGGGAUCUUGGUCUUAGGAUCUGGUGUUUACAGGAUCGGCAGCUCGGUUGAGUUCGAUUGGUGCGCCGUCAAUACUGUCAACUCGCUCAAGGAUAUGGGGAAGAAGACUGUGAUGAUAAAUUACAAUCCCGAGACAUUUUCGACAGAUUUCGACUGCCCUGACCGCCUGUAUUUCGAAGAACUUAGUUAUGAACGUGUCAUGGACAUCUAUGAGCUUGAGUCUGCUUCUGGUGUUGUCGUCUCCGUUGGUGGCCAGUUACCGCAGAAUAUCGCUCUCAAAUUGCAGGAGACUGGGAAGGCAAAGGUGUUGGGCACCGAUCCCAAGGACAUCGACAAGGCUGAGGACAGACACAAGUUUUCACAGAUUCUCGAUUCCAUUGGCGUCGAUCAACCUGCCUGGAAGGAACUCACCUCAUUUAAAGACGCGCAAGAUUUCGCGGAAUCUGUCAGCUAUCCUGUCCUGGUUCGUCCGUCUUACGUCUUGUCUGGUGCUGCUAUGACCGUCAUCCGGACCCCUGAGGAGCUCGAGGAGAAGCUCGUCGCGGCCAGUAGUGUCUCUCCCGAUCAUCCCGUCGUGAUUACCAAAUUUAUCGAGGGUGCCAAGGAAAUCGAUGUCGAUGGUGUCGCCUCCAAUGGCAAGCUUCUCAUUCAUGCCGUCAGCGAACAUAUUGAACAAGCUGGUGUUCAUUCUGGCGAUGCAUCUCUCGUACUUCCACCCACCGACCUCUCUAGAGCGAUCUUGGACCGCUGCAAGGACAUUGCUGAGAAGGUCGCAAAGGCCUGGAAGAUCACUGGACCGUUCAACAUGCAGAUUAUCUGCGCCGAGAAUCCUGAUGGUGGCGAGGAAUUGCUCAAGGUCAUCGAAUGUAAUCUUCGUGCUUCGCGAUCCUUUCCCUUCUCCAGCAAGGUUCUUGGUACCAAUUUCAUCGAUGUCGCCACUCAUGCACUUGUCGACAAGGAUGUGCCGGCGCCCGUGGACCCGAUGAAGGAGCAACGUGAUUAUGUCGCCGUCAAGGUGCCACAAUUCUCCUGGACUCGUCUGGCCGGUGCUGAUCCUUACCUCGGCGUGGAGAUGGCGAGUACAGGCGAAAUGGCUUGCUUUGGCAAGAAUUUGAUCGAAGCCUACUGGACUGCGAUGCAAAGUACGAUGAACUUCAAGAUGCCGGAGCCGGGGACUGGUUUACUCUUUGGUGGUACGACUGAGACCCCGGACCUUGCCAUCAUCGUCGACUACCUCAAUCCUCUUGGCUAUAAGUUCUACGCUGCCAAUAAUGAGGUGAAGAACCAUUUGGAACAGGGCAGCAAAGAUGGCAGUGUCAGUGUUGAGGUCAUCGAGUUCCCUAAGGAAGAUAAGAGGGCACUGCGAGAAGUGUUCGAGAAGUACAACCUCAAGGGUGUUUUCAACCUUGCGAAGAGGCGGGCAAGUAGCAUGGUUGACGAAGAUUAUGUCAUGCGCAGGAAUGCAGUUGAUUUUGGUGUGCCUCUGUUCAUGGAGCCCAAGACCGCAGUACUGUUCGCACAGUGCAUGAGCGAGAAGCUGCCAAGAGCAGAAGGCAUUCCGCCUGAAGUUCGCAGUUGGAGUGAAUUCAUCGGUGGAAAGCCAUUGUAG